AUGUCUCAACAAAACAUAAACAGUUACGAUUAUAAUUAUGAUUUUAAACAACAAACAUACCCUUCAAACACUUAUUCUACGUUUAUUCCAACAGAAACAAAUUUUACUCAACAAUCUCUUUACGCGUCAAAUUAUCCAAUUUAUAACGAUUAUGACCAUAUUUCUAUGGGUCAUUUUGGGAAUACACUUAUAGACGAUGGAGUGAUUUCCAUAAAUACAGAUUAUUUGAAUCAUUCAAAUCCAUCAAUUCAAAAGUUAAAUGGAACUUCAAAUUGUGCACAAAUUAACAAUAAUUAUUGUUCGUGCAAUAAAUUAAUACCAUGUGAAAAGUUUGAAAAUGAUCAAGUAGAAUAUGCAACAUCUGAGUCAUAUCCUGAAUCAUAUCGAUAUUCACAAACUUUUGAACAAAAUGAAGGAAUACCAUCACCAUGCAAUUCUUUAGUCCUUUGCCAAUCUCAGAACAAUCCAAUAUUCUCAGCACCCUUAACCACUAUUAUUCAUCAACAACCUAUAAAUCCAAUUGAAUCCCUAACAGAAGAACAAAACAACGAUCAUAUUUCCUCAAAAUACUCUAUCAAAAAGACUUCUACAAUGAUAAUUCAAUUGGAAACAUCACCUGAAACCCUAAAAAAAUAUGAGACGUGCGAAGAAUAUGUAAUAUACUAUGAAAAACGAUGUCAAGUUCAUGAAGAUGGCGAAAUGGAGACUUUUGAAGAGCAAGUGAUUAAAAUGGAUAAAAGAGUGAAAGUUGAACAAUUUUCUGAAGCACUUUCUGAAGCAUGUUCUGAAGCAUUUUCCGAAGCAUUUUCUGAAGUAUUUUCUGAUGUAGAAAACAAUUUUACGCAUUGA
Molecule: messenger RNA, 849 nt
Organism: Racocetra persica
Lineage: Eukaryota; Fungi; Glomeromycota; Glomeromycetes; Diversisporales; Gigasporaceae
Source: the annotation of a GenBank genome assembly